ACAAUUUAACCAGGAGACCUCUAGGUGGAAAAUUAUUGUGAUGACGUCUCAAAACAUGCUAGCUUGCGUCUCAGCUGUACAGUCGAUGCUAAAGUAGACGUAUAAUCGACAAGAAAAUAGUAUUACGAAAAGUUUAAAGGUGAAAUAAAUAAGGCUAAAUAGUUUUGAGAAGUAAAACAUAUGACGGACGUAACCCCAUCGAGUUAUGUGGCGUACAUUCAGGUCUUAGCAUAUUAGCACUUUUUUCAUGUUGUAAUUCAGAAUUAACCUGGUAACUUAGUCAGUGUGAAGAAGACCAAGCCCAGCCAAGCCGAAGCUGACAGCAGUGCUGCUCCCAUCUUAGUCAUGCACUGAAGCAUAACAAAUCUGCCCGCAGCAGCAAAGCUAACAAGACUUCAAACUCGCGAGCUCAUGCUCAUUUGAGCUUAUUUCUAGGGUUCCCUUAAUACCCAUCUACCUCAGAUUUUUCACCACUUCUUCACUGCACUGCCACCUGUUUCAUUGCUUGAAGCCAUGGCUGCAAACAGGAAUGCUUUGGCCCUUCACAAAGUGAUAAUGGUCGGCAGUGGUGGCGUGGGCAAGUCCGCACUAACACUGCAAUUCAUGUAUGAUGAGUUUGUGGAAGACUACGAGCCCACUAAAGCUGACAGCUACAGAAAAAAGGUGGUUUUGGAUGGAGAGGAGGUCCAAAUCGACAUCCUCGACACGGCAGGACAGGAGGACUACGCUGCCAUUCGGGACAACUACUUCCGCAGCGGAGAGGGAUUUCUUUGUGUGUUCUCCAUCACAGAAUCUGAAUCCUUUGCUGCAACUGCUGAUUUCAGAGAACAGAUUCUUCGGGUGAAGGAGGAGGAUAACGUACCUUUCCUGCUGGUGGGAAAUAAGUCAGACUUGGAGGACCGACGGCAAGUCGGGGUGGAGGAGGCCAAGGCCAGAGCAGAGCAGUGGGCAGUCAGCUACGUCGAGACUUCAGCCAAAACCCGUGCCAACGUAGAUAAGGUGUUUUUUGAUCUCAUGCGUGAGAUCAGAGCCAGAAAAAUGGAAGAUGGCAAAGAAAAAAAUGGAAAAAAGAAGAGGAAAAGUUUGGCAAAGAGAAUUCGAGAAAGAUGUUGUAUUUUAUAACAACCGAGUCGCACUAGAAUGCUAACACCUCUUCUCUUACCCUUCCACUGCUUCAAAAAAAAAA
Messenger RNA from Pimephales promelas (fathead minnow), 1186 nucleotides. RefSeq names its product RAS like proto-oncogene Ab (gene ralab). Gene Ontology annotation, molecular function: GTPase activity; GTP binding. NCBI's taxonomy places the organism in Eukaryota, Metazoa, Chordata, Actinopteri, Cypriniformes, Leuciscidae. The record is from RefSeq and is a predicted model, not a curated record. Gene Ontology annotation, biological process: signal transduction. Gene Ontology annotation, cellular component: membrane.